Coregonus sp. 'balchen' is the source of this 5054-nucleotide messenger RNA. NCBI's taxonomy places the organism in Eukaryota, Metazoa, Chordata, Actinopteri, Salmoniformes, Salmonidae. The record is from the annotation of a GenBank genome assembly.
AUGAUGGUGAUUCGUGUCAUGGUGGCUGACGGAGGCAUGGUUCUGCUUCCCAGUGUAAAAUGUUUGUUUAGACUCGCCGGCUGUGUCAUUCAGGCCGUGGGUUCAUGUAUUAAAUGCAUGGAAAGGUGUAAGACUCCCUGAAAAGUGUAACUGCUUUUGUCAGACUGCAUUCUUCUCAACCUGCAUUAUAUUUCUAGUUAUUUUUAUUCAUUUAGCAGUUCUGACUACUCAGUUCUGACCAGUAGGCUAGAUUUAAGAAUGCACUCCAUUGCUUUAUAAUUGAUCUAAAGUGUAACAGAGGGCUGUGGAAGAUGGUAACUGCUGUGACAGAUUGUUUACGUAAGCCUACAUCCUCGCGGCUACUAUAAGUUUGGGUGUGUGUUUCACGGGGUGAUGGGUAAAAUAUCGUAUUUUACAAUAGUAGUAGAUAAGAAUGUAAAUCUGACCUAAAUCAGCCCUUCUGAGGAUGUCACCAGAGUGAUUGAUUUCUAGGUUUGAUAAGUUCUCUUUUAAUUAACUGUCAGCUUUUCAUGUAGUCAGUUAGUCCACAAUGAAUGCAAUGUCAUACAAAUCCGAUUUGGUGAUUGGAUUAUUCUGCCUACACUCUCCAGGAAAAGCUGAUAGGCUGCCGUAAAACAAACAAACAGUUGUAGUUAAGAAAAACCGCUCAAUAUGGGUCAAAAUGAUGCAGUUCAAAGACACUCUGUUAACUAAUUCACAGAACUAAGGGUCAUAUUGUGUGGCUGGAAAAGUAGAAAACGCCUGCUGAGUUCUGUGAGCUAAGCUUCCUGUUUUCAGUGACUACACUACAGCGUUCCAGAGAGUGCCUGGUAAAAGGGAAAGCCCUAGGCAUCCUGCUCUGCUUUGUGACUAGAGCAUGACUCAACACGGGGGCCCCACAAGGGUGCGUCCUCAUGACCCUCCUGUACUCCCUGGCCUCACACAGUUCCAACUCCAUGACCGUAGUAGGCCUGAUCACCAACAACGGCGAGACGGCCUACAGGGAGGAGGUAGGCACUCUGACGGCAUGGUGCCAGGUAAACAACCUCUCCCUCAAUGUCAGCAAAACAAAGGCGCUAAUUGUGGACUUCAGGAGGAACCAGGCUGGACACGACCCAAUCCUCAUCAACGGGGCCGUCGUGGAGACAGUCAAACACUUAAAGUUCCUCGGUGUACACUUCUUCGAGGAGCUGAAAUUGUCAAACCACAUGGACACCAUGGUGAAGAAGGAACAACAGUGACUCUUCAAACUCAGGGACGCUGAAGAAAUUCGGCCUGUCCCCGAGGGCCCUCCCAGUGUUCUACAGGAGCACCAUCGAGAGCAUACUGUAGGGCUGCAUCACAGCCUGGUACAGAAACUCCACCGCCGCUGACCGCAAGGCUCUACAGACGGCGGUAUGCUCAGCCAAACACACCAUUGGGUGCACACUGCCUGCCCUGCAGGACACCUACAACACCAGGUGUCGCAGGAAGGCCAAGAAGAUCAUCAAGGACCGCAGCCACCUGAGCCACGGCCUGUUCUCCCGACUUCCAUCACUCAGACAUAGGCAGUAUAGGAGCAUCAUGGCAAAAACUGACAGACUGGCCAAUAGCUUCUACUCCCGGACCAUCAGGCUGCUGAAUAGCCACCACUAGGCAGCUAACUGCUCCCCCUGUCCCCUGGACUUAUCCCACCCUCCAAUGGACAUUUAUCAUUGUUACAGUUGUAAAUAUGUAUGUUAUUAUUGAUAUUAUUGUUUCAUUCACUUCUCUUUUUGACCUGCACUGCUCGGAGCUUAAGAAUUUCACUGUACCAUGCAUUUACAUCUGCGACUAUGUGCAUGUGACUAAUAAACUCAUCUAAUCACAUGACUGGAGAUGGAGAGGGUCACCCAUUGUUACCUGAGCCGUGUUGAGAUGACACCAGCUCUUAGAUCUGGGCUGUGAGACUGACACUGUCUCAGGGGCCAAGCAAUGCCUCAAGCAGCAUAGGUCAGUACAGCGCCAGGCCACACACUGCCAAGGCAGCGGAGUCAAUCAACAAUAAUAUUUUAACUUUGACGUCCAAACCUCUGAACCCACUUCAUUUCCCUACCUCGUCACUCCUCCCUGCUUCCCUCUUAGGGCCAGAUCAUUUCCCUACUUCCUCACUCCUCCCUGCUUCCCUCUUAGGGUCAGAUAAUUUCCCACUCCUCCCUGCUUCCCUCUGGGCCAGAUCAUUUCUCUUCCUCCUCCCUGCUUCCCCUUAGGGUCAGAUAAUUUCCCACUCCUCCCUGCUUCCCUCUGGGCCAGAUCAUUUCUCUUCCUCCUCCCUGCUUCCCCUUAGGGUCAGAUAAUUUCCCUUCCUCCUCCCUGCAUCCCUCUUAGGGUCAGAUCAUUUCCCUUCCUGCUUCCCUACCUCCUCCCUGCUUCCCUCUUAGGGUCAGAUCAUUUCCCUUCCUCCUCCCUGCAUCCCUCUUAGGGUCAGAUCAUUUCCCUACCUCCUCCCUGCUUCCCUACCUCCUCCCUGCUUCCCUACCUCCUCCCUGCUUCCCUCUUAGGGUGACUUUCAGACAGCAGCUUCCUUUUUUUUCUUUUUUCAGAGUGCCUGCCCUGGUGUUGAGAAGCGCUUACGGACAUUCUUUAAGGUUAACAAAAGUUUCGGUAAGCGUUCUGGAGAAGUCCCAUUUUGUGAGCAAUCAGGGUUCAGGCAGACAUAAAUCCACAGGGUUGUCCAGGCAUUACAAAUACCCCAGUAGGGAGGACUCCUGCCUGUAUUUGCUGAUGACUACAGAAUCGUAAAGCGAAGGCCAUAAUAAUUCUGAGGCAAGUUCCCCUCAGCAGAAGGUAUUGAUUAUUUGUGUGUGGUGAGAGAUUUGGAAAAUUCAAUUAAAGGAGUUGUGCAAAGGAUUCGUAAAUUCUCCCUCCGACCAGUACAGAGAUAUUGUUAUGUUCUAAAUCAAUGUUGCACUUCACAAUAUAUUUUCUUAGAAGCAUAAAAAUAAAUAACAUUUAAACAGAUCUGCUUACUACAGAAACACAUUUUAUUUUCUCAGAAGCAUUUAGUCAUGGGCAACCCACUGACACGCUGGGCAGUAACAUAUUUUUAUUGCCAUUUUUCCAUAAGAAGAUCCUAUAUAAUAUGAAUUUUGAGAUGUAAAAAUGAAAACGGGGGCUGCUCAGCAAUAUAAAAAUUGAUCAGGCCAUAGAUGGGUCCAUGUUGGGGAAGAUUUGUAUGUCAGCACAGCAGUAAUGGGGUGUAUUAAAGACAGGAUUCCUUAAAUGUAAUAAAAGCGAUGGGGUGGUGUCCCAGGUCCGGGGCUAAGGCCCGGCCUCACCACCAUCUAACACAUCAAUCCUCUCUUCCUCAGACACAUGCCACCUGCUUGGUUGGAGUUUUAGGCUUUUUGAUUAAACACACAGCUGUAAUUAAAAAACAGAGCUAUAUAUUAUAUUAGAGGCUGUUUUGAUGAAAACUGAAGCCUGGCUGCACUCAGUUCGAUCCCCAGAGGUAGCAGACUACGCAUUCCUUCAGAUAUGAUUUCCGUCGUUUGGAUUUUGUCCUCCAGUGAAAAAUAUAUAUAUAUAUAUUUUAAAUCUCCCUCCGGUAAUAUUAUUACAACUUUAAUCAAUUAGGUGAGUAUUUAACAACAAAUAUCUGUAUUUCACUAGUAAAUCAAACCACUUAAGCCUACAGAUUUGUCUGGUUGUGAACGGUAGCGCUCUGAGAGAAGUUAGUACUGUAUUUAUUCCCUGAGUGAUGAAUUAUUUUCUCUACAGGUGUUGUCCAGACUGGCAGCUCCUCUGACUUCCUGAAAUCCAUAAUGGGCUUAUAAAGGUACAACAACAACAGAUGGAGCCUAUAGCUUUAUCUCUCUUUUUCUAAAUCAAGUUUAAAGAUCCAUUAUACUCUAACACACAGUGUGAAAUUGUCAUCACACAUUACUUCUUUGUUUGCUCCUACUAUAGCUACAUGAGUCACUAGUCAAUAUGUCUUCCUAUUGUGUGGUGAUAUUGCAUUACUGUGUAACAGACAGCUGGGUUACACUCAUGUUUUCCCCUGUGACGUCCCCCUGCAGGUUUCUGCUAUGAGAGCCGCUCAACUGAACUCUCAACAGAACGACACGGAAAAUGGAAUAGCAGCUCUGCCUUCUUUCAAUCUAAGCUGUCAUUUGUGAGGCAGAGAGACGUCUCGGAGGCUGCCUGUCAGUCAGAAAGUAAAAAGGCAGCCUUAGACAUCAGACACGUUUACACUGAGCCCUGUCUGCUGGAGAGAGCCUCUCCCUCACCGCUGACAAAUGUUGACUCUACAAUAACUGCCGCUAUGCAGCUCUGCGAAAAUGUUCUUUCAUUGAGCGAACGUCCUCGUCCCAUUAGACCUGAUGCUAUAUGAAAUCCACCCCCACCAUUUCCUCUAGCUACCUCGAAAGGUAAAGGAAACCGGAAUAGAGGCUCUGAUGAGAGGCUACUGCACACACACACCCUUCGUUCUCUGGGCCGAGGGCCUCUUGCAGCCUGAGCGACCUAAGCAACAGCUGGUGUGCACAGGCACAUUUCCUAUUUCUGCCCAAGGUGGAUCAUAUAACUCUCACUUUAUCAGCCUUGGAGGCCGUGUGAAGGACAAAGCGAGCACGCCCAUAAACAAAACUAAAUGUUUUCAUACUGGCCCUCUGGAGGUGGGAGAGGGCCCCCUUAGCGGUCUUACCCCCUCCCCCGCCCGCCACCUCUCCCACUACUCCAACCCACCACCUCCAGCUUGCCUCCUACCCCCAUCACCUUAGACCUCUACCCCACUAACCCUUUCCUCCUAGAGGGUCCCACGUCCCCCCGUCGCCAGCCCACCACUCUUCAUUUGACUGUGGUGCAUGAAGCGGAUGCGGCAGUGACGUUACCCGUGACUCGUCCUCCAUGUUAAACUGGAGCAUUGCAACCCGUCUGUCUAGAGACUACCUUCCUCCCAGUCGAUCCACAGUAGUAAUGUUAAAGCCACAGGCCUCUGCUUAUCUCAGCCUUCCCUCUCUGGUGUUCUAGGAUGCAGGGCCAGGCCAGCGGCUGCAGAUAUACAGCAUAGCAGCCGGCCCUCAGUGACCCGAUAA